Musca domestica (house fly) is the source of this 1939-nucleotide messenger RNA. RefSeq lists its product as uncharacterized. The coding region runs from base 212 to 1234 and encodes 340 amino acids. Lineage: Eukaryota; Metazoa; Arthropoda; Insecta; Diptera; Muscidae. The transcript is spliced from 2 exons. Gene Ontology annotation, biological process: intracellular signal transduction; phosphatidylinositol phosphate biosynthetic process. Gene Ontology annotation, molecular function: 1-phosphatidylinositol-3-kinase regulator activity. Gene Ontology annotation, cellular component: phosphatidylinositol 3-kinase complex. The record is from RefSeq and is a predicted model, not a curated record.
AUCUUGAUCUUUAUUAAUUCUCUCUCCUCUCCACUACUUGCAAAUUAAAUUGUUUAUUUGGUAUUUAAACACAAACGAGAUAUGAGAUACAGUGACUAAUUUUUUUAAGCGGACACGACACAUCGUUAAGUUUUAUCACAAAACAUCCCCCCCUGCUUGGGUGCAAAGACGGCCAUUAGGCAAAAAAGUAAAGAAAAUAGAGAUAAGAAAGAUGAGUUCGGAUAAAGAAAAGAAAGGAUGGUUUUCCUCAUUGACAAGACGAAAAAAAUCCCAGUCACAGAAUUCGAUUAAUCUGAGUGCCACCACAUUCUACAACGAUGAAAGUGAAUUGCUACGUACAUCCACUGCCGCUUCCUGUUCCUCUGUUAUACAAAGCAAUAACAAUAAUACUAUUGGCACCACAGCUGAGGAAAAUAGCAAUGCCUCCUCAUCAUGCAAUGUGGCUAGUGGAAGUGGUCGAAAACGCAAGGAAGAGAAAAAUGCAUUUCAACGAUUCCGUAAGAAAAUGGGUUUGCGUUUCUCGCUGCGCGGACGAAAAUCGUUACCGGACGGUGAUGGAGCAACAACGGAUGCCUCAUCGGAAUUUACGACCACCUCGCCAAUACACGAGCCGUUGAAAUUCAAUUUUAAGCGUAAUUUAACAACCGAAGAUGCCGAUGUCAGUACGCCAUUUUCCAAUGAUUUCAAACGUUUUAUCAAAAAGAAAUGGUUGGAACGGGAAGACGGACCGAACUGGAUUAUGUAUUGGGCCAGUUGUGAAAUGUUAAAUCAAGUUUGGUAUUGGGGUGAAAUCUCCCGUCGCGAUGCCCAAAAACAACUCACCGAUAAACCAACCGGAUCGUUCCUAGUACGUGACUCGGAGACAAGUGGUUGUCAAUUUACAUUAUCAUUUCGCAUUAUGACAGUUACUCUCCACUACCGACUCGAGUAUCGCAAUGACUAUUGGCAUUUUGAGGAAUUGCAAUAUGAAUCGAUUGUUGAAAUGAUCGAGGAUAUAUUGCAUCGCUGUACAAAUGAUAAUUUUGUAUGCUUUGUUAAGGUACCCAAUGAGAUGCAGCCACCAUUUCCGGUUAUAUUGAAAUAUCCCUUAAGUCGUUAUUUAAAUAUGCCAACAUUACAAGAUCUAUGCCGUCGAGUAAUACAGCGUACAACCAAAUACGAAGACAUAACCAAAUUGUCUGUACCACCUAGUUUACAAGAAUAUUUAGCGGAAAAAAGAGAACUAGUAUUUUAGAAAAACUAGAGACAUGAUGAUUUUUUUAGAAGUCAACAAAAUAAUCUCUAUUAUUACAAGAAAAAAAUAUUAAAAGAAAAAAAAACAACCAAAGAUUUUACUAUUUUAUGGACACAAACAAACAAACACUGAUAUUGCAAAAGUCAAACUUAUUUAAAAAAAAAAAAAGAUUAUAGAAAAAAAUACGUUUUAUUCUAUUCACUGAAAUGUAUUCAAAAAAUAGAACAAUAGAUAUAAUUUUACUACAUCACUAUUUAGUAUUAUUUCAACAAACAAAAUAUGUAUUUUACAAUGAAUGUAAUUAAUGAACAACAACUAUUGUUUUAUGUCACAAACACACAAAAAGAAAGAAACUAAUACAUUGUCUUCCUUAUGAAACAAAAAAAGAACAACAGAACUCUCGCAACAACACUAAGUUUUGUUUUAAUAUUAACUUUAUCCUAAUUUUUUGAUACUUUCCAAAAACAAAGUAAUUUGCAGCUUUAUAUUAUAUGAUGGCUACUAACAUUUUUUCUGUUUUAUUAUCGCUGUAAUAAAAACAAAAACAUUAUUAUUCAUAGUUACUCUGUUACUAAAUUUAGAUGAAAAAACAAAAACAUGUUAAGAUUCUCGUUUAAAAUACCGAUCAACUUAGAAUACGCCGUCGACAUAUGUUUAUGUCAUUAAUUACUAUUGCAUUUGGUAAAUAUACGUACAUAAAUCAGA